Molecule: messenger RNA, 1722 nt
Organism: Cinara cedri
Lineage: Eukaryota; Metazoa; Arthropoda; Insecta; Hemiptera; Aphididae
Source: the annotation of a GenBank genome assembly
AUGACAACAGGUAAAGAUCUUGAGCAGAAAUUUGAAAAAGUUUUCAGACAUUCUCCUAGCCCAUUUUCAGCAGAUUUCUCGCUGGAGGACAAAGCUAAUUACCUUAAGGCAGGAAAUGAUAUGCUGAAAGCGCAAGCUGCAGAAAAACUUGAAGCGCAAGUCAAGGACAUUGCGGGUAAGCAGCAGGAAAUAGCAAGAAGGGAAGCAGCUCUUGCUGAAAAAAAAGCAGCUUUUGAUAAAGAAGCCCGCGAAAACCUAGCGAAAAUCGAUGAAAAAGCAAAAGCUGCGGGUGUAUUGAAUGAUUCAGGAAAGGUUAUUUCUCCAUUAAACGAGCAAACUAAUAAAACAAGUGAUGCUGAAACGCAAACAAAUGAAUCACAAGUAGAAAUUUCGGAUUUAUUGAAUAAUUCAGGAGAGAAUGCUUCUGUGGCAAAAGAGCAACCAGAAAAAGAUAAUACUGCUACAAAAAUGGUUGCUGCAGAAGUAGAUAAUGGGAAUGCUACUAGCACAGCACAACAAAAUAUAGCAAGACCUAAUGAACAACAAGUACAAGAGCAACCAGAAAAGGAUGAUACUUCUGCAAAAGCUGUUGCUCAAAAAGUAGAUAAUGCUGCAGGGAAUGAUAACCAAGCUCAAGUAAAAGAUGCUUUUGCUGAAACAGCACACAAAAACCAAGAAGGACCCGAUAAACGAGCAAAAGCUCUUGGUUUGUCUAAUAAUACAGAUAAAAGCGAAAUAGAAGAUAGGAAAGAAGCUAGUGCUAAAAACUUGCAACAAGUACUAAGCAGCAUAGAUGUACUCAAUGAAACAAUAGAAGUUACUAAGCAAAACAAAGAAGCUCUUGAGAAAAUGGUAUACAAAGAACUAGAGGUAAUGGAUAAACAACAAUCUACGGAUUUGUCUAAUAAUACAGAUAAAAGCAAAAUAGAAGGUAGGAAAGAAGCUAGUGCUAAAAAUUUGCAACAAGCACUAAGCAACAUAGAUAUACUCAAUAAAACAAUAGAAGUUACUGAGCAAAACAAAAAAGCUCUUGAAAAAAUGGUAUACAAAGAACUAGAGGUAAUGGAUAAACAACAAGCAAAAGCUCCGGAUUUAUUGAAGAAUUUAGGUAAAACAGAAUCUCAAGAAAGCCCAAAAGAAGGUAAGGGGUUGUUCAGUAAAGUGAUUCAAGGAGCGAUUCAAAUUGUAACAAGAAUGUUCAGGAAUGUGCUACCAGAAGAGAUUAACGAUUAUAGAGCUGAGAAUAAAGAUCAUAGUGUAGCUGCUCAAAUUGUUCAUGGUGACAACACCAUUACUUAUAAUACUUCCUUUAUGCAUAUAAAUAAACGGGAAUUUAAACUAGAACCAGGAAAAGACUUUCAUUAUCAGAGUGAGGGUGUUGAUAUCCGUAUUACAUACAAUACACAGCACACUGUUCCAGGUGCGAUGAAUCUUAACAUCAAUGGUACAGAGUAUAAUAUUCAACCUGGUAAAUUCGCGAGAUAUAGAAAUCAUGGGUUGGAAGUUGAUGUGGUACACGUCCGCCAACAGGGUAUGGAUAUAAAUCAGAGUCAAGAGGUAGCCGGAAAAGAUGUCAAAACACAACAAGCAUUAGAAAUUUCUAAUAUAAAAGCAAAAACACCAAAACCUAGUAAAAUUCUAGAAAAUAUAAAAGUAGGAAAUUUAACACCUGCUAACACUCCUCAUGUUCCAAAAAGUUCAUGGCGUGGUACUGUAGUUUAA